Cyprinodon variegatus (sheepshead minnow) is the source of this 3230-nucleotide messenger RNA. RefSeq names its product Era-like 12S mitochondrial rRNA chaperone 1 (gene eral1). The record is from RefSeq and is a predicted model, not a curated record. Gene Ontology annotation, biological process: ribosomal small subunit assembly. The transcript has 11 exons. Gene Ontology annotation, cellular component: mitochondrial matrix. The coding region runs from base 119 to 1471 and encodes 450 amino acids. NCBI's taxonomy places the organism in Eukaryota, Metazoa, Chordata, Actinopteri, Cyprinodontiformes, Cyprinodontidae. Gene Ontology annotation, molecular function: GTP binding; ribosomal small subunit binding; rRNA binding.
GUCAAGUGAACAUGGCGUCCCUGUUUAGGCAAUGUGAAUGUAAACAAGGGCCACACAUUUGUCGCUAUAUUUAGAGUUUAAUUAUCUGACGUGUAACAGUUUUGAGUUUAGGAGCUUUAUGGCUCUCAGGGUAUGCGGUCGUUUGCUCCGAGGCGGAGCCGUCCUCUCCAGGCGGCUGGUUGGGUCUGCUCGGCUGGAAAAUGCGUCACAUCUUCUAGCUACAGGAAGCGCCGCCUGCAGCCGAGGCGGGAGGCCCGGAUUCAUCUUCACCCCCGCUUGUUUUAUUACAUCUGAAGCAUUUCUCAGCGGACUGAUGAAAGGCAAAGCAGCAGAGACUGACGGCAGCAUUCAUCACCAUCCAGCCUCAGUACCUCCAGACAGCAGUGAACAGGUAUCCUUGUUGCUGAGACAUCCAGAUCAGCCUCCUGACUCAAAGGUGUUGAGAGUGGCUAUAAUCGGAGCUCCAAAUGCCGGGAAGUCCACGCUGUCCAAUCAGCUUCUUGGCAGAAAGGUGUUUGCUGUGUCCAAGAAAGUUCACACGACUCGUUCACGCGCACUUGGUGUCCUAACGGAGACCGACACACAGAUUAUCUUGCUGGACACCCCUGGUCUCACCACACCAUCAAAAGCCAAAAGGCAUCAGCUGGAGAAAUCCCUGCUUGUGGACCCCUGGACCACCGUCAAAGAAGCUGACCUGAUGGUUGUCAUGGUGGACGUCUCAGACAGAUGGAUGUGCUCCAGGCUGGAGUUUGAGGUGCUGAAAUGUCUGGCGCAGCAUCCGCAUAUCCCAGCGAUCCUAGUCCUCAACAAGGUGGAUCUGGUGAAGGCUAAGGACAGGCUGCUGGACAUCACAGCUCAGCUGACGUGCGGAGUGGUGAACGGACGCAGAAUGCGGGUCAGGCCGGUGAUCAAGCCACCGUGGGCUCAAAAGACACCUGAGAGGGCUUCUGAGAUCCCCGCCGAUGAGGACGCCGCAGCACCUGAGGACGACGCAGAGCUGAACUCUGUGCUGAGCAAAGAGAAACUGAAGGAGCUGAGAAGUCAGCAGGGCUGGCCUCACUUUAAGGACGUCUUCAUGCUGUCGUCUGUGGACCGAGAGGAUGUGGAGACGCUGAAGAGCUACUUUCUGGUUGCAGCUAAGCCUGGAUCCUGGCAGUACCACAGUGAGGUCCUAACAGACCAGAGUCCAGAGGAGGUCUGCACUAACAUCAUCAGAGAAAAGCUGCUGGAGUAUCUUCCACAGGAAGUGCCCUACUCCAUGACGCAGUCUAUUGAACUCUGGCAAGAUGGAGAAAACGGGGAGCUGGAUAUCUCUGUGAAACUCUACACCAAGAAGGAAACUCACAUGAGGAUGGUGAUCGGCACAGCGGGGCAGAUGGUGGCACGGAUCGCCCGGGAGGCAGCGGAGGACCUCAGCAGGGUCUACCUGAGGGAAGUAAGGCUGAAGAUCUCUGCUAAGCUGAAGAAUUGAAGGAUCCUGUAGAACUAGUUCUGCUAGAUCUAUUGUUUGGUAAAGACAGAGCUUCAGCUAAAGAGGUUAUGAUCUCAUGAUGAGCCUGACUUGCUGCCGGGAGGCAGCAUAUGCUUCAUCUCCGCUCCAAGAACUGCCGCUGACCUGGCUCCCGUCUGAGGAGAGAACAUUUUACUCCUGUUUUAUUCCUGGAGGCCCUUCAUCAUUAUUUAACCUGUUUACAGGGCCGUGCUGCUGCACUCAGAGCGAUGAGAGCCCAAAUUUCAUGGAGACAAAUCUAAACGCUGCAGUAAAAAGAAACAGCUGAAGUGUUGGCAUAUUUCUAGGCUCCGAUACCUUUCUGGUAACAAACAUGACACGGCGGCUCAUCAGAUGGAUGUUUUGACACGACUUUGACGGCUCCUUCAUGGCUGAGCGGCUUUGGCAGGCUGUGAAAAGGCCGACGUUUUAUCUGUGGCUCUCAGGGCUUUUUCUUCUUCUUUUUUUUUUUUUUUGGCGGGCACAAACAGGCGCUGUAGAUAAAGUGACGGGCGAGGGCUGCACCGUCAUGUUCACUCACAUGCCCCUGAUGUACCGUCCAACCCAGCUCCCUGCGCUCCCUUCAUGGCGUUAGCCUCCUCGGCUGCCCUUUGAAGUGUAGCCAUCCAUCUCUACGACCAUCACUUUUUGUUCUGCUGCUCCCCCCCCCAUCCCGUCCCUCAGUUCAUGGCUCGCUCUGCUCUUUUGGCUCUUAUAGAGCUCAGCUCUGCCUCCGAGGGCUGCAUUGUCUCCCUAAUGGAUGGCAAAGUGGAGCACUAACUGGAUGCUAAAUUGGGUCAGAUAAUCGGGAUUAGAUUCAUCCCUGCUGCCCGUGGGUUUAACUCAGCAGUUCAGGGCAUCUUGAUGAAUAACCAGCUAGCGUCCUGAAGUCAGGGAAGGAGGGAGUUACCAACAGAAGCUGUGUCAGACCCUGAAGCUCUCUGAACAGCUGCUACCCACUGAUUUGACAGCAAAGCUCGCCAGCUUAGACGAGCCAACUGCAGUUUAAAAGCAGAAGUCAUUCAGACACAGAGAGACACUCAUGUAAGCGGGAGUCUGAUUCUUUAUUUAAGGUAAUUCUGUAAAAUUCAACAAAGCGGCGUUGCGUCGUCUCCUCCGUCGAUAUUGAGCGAAGGCCGUAGAACCCUUACCAUUACUUAAACUCAGUAAUGGUAACGGUUUAACUGCCCCCCUCGUCUGCGUGUUCGGCCCCCUCGCAGGUUCAGCUCUCCUCUGUCGCAGGCGGAGGUGGAAUGAAAACCCUGGAUAGUACAUCAUCUAUACUGUAGUGUCUCUUUAAAAAACUUACAGUAUAAGAUGAUAUCCUGUCCAGGGCACAAGACAGACCCGUAGUCCUCCUUCAGGGAUAGUUUGGAUGGAAAUCAUCUGACAACAAAUAGAUGAGCUCCUGCCUGAGCUGCUCUCACCUGUUAGCAUGUUGUCGUCUGGUUCUCUCGUCUGGCGCUCUGUCUGUUGGGCUGCGACACUUAAAGAGGGGCCCUUCAGCUCAUUAGCAUACGGCGAUGACAUCUGGGGUGGACCGGAGAGCCUUUUUUUUUCCUCCUUAUCUUCUUUCAACCUGAUUGCCACAGUCCAGUAAUGGUCCCCACCCUCUUUACAACACCCAGCAGCAGAGAGACGCUUCAACUGUAUUCAGUUUGGAAUGAUGCGUUGCUUUUGUCCUUGUGUCUCCCAUCCCUCGCCAGGUCGUUAUUGUAUAAAAAUAACUUCACUGAUAAAA